CCUCUGUGGGGCCCUGCCCUGCCCUGACCGGCCCCUGCCCGUGCCCCGCGGCGCUGCCCGGAGCGGCGGGAGGAGCGCCGGCAGUUCUCUUUCGGGGCAUUGUGGGAAGGGAAGGCGAUGCGGCCCGGCCUCACCUGAGCGGGGCGGGCGGGACGGAGGCGGCCGGGCCGGGCUGGGCCGGCUCCCAGCCAGCCGCCGCACCAUGAUACACUUUAUACUGCUGUUCAGUCGGCAGGGGAAGUUAAGGCUUCAGAAAUGGUACACGACGCUACCUGAUAAAGAGAAGAAAAAGAUCAUUCGAGAAAUUAUUCAGAUUAUUUUGUCUCGCAAUCAAAAAACAAGUAGUUUUGUUGACUGGAAAGACCUCAAGCUUGUUUACAAAAGGUAUGCUAGUUUGUAUUUCUGCUGUGCAAUAGAAGACCAGGACAACGAGCUGCUGACACUAGAGGUCGUUCAUCGAUACGUGGAGCUCCUGGACAGAUACUUUGGAAAUGUGUGUGAGCUGGAUAUUAUCUUCAAUUUUGAAAAAGCUUAUUUUAUUCUUGAUGAGUUUAUAAUUGGUGGUGAAGUACAAGAGACUUCAAAGAAGACUGCAGUGAAAGCCAUAGAAGAUUCUGACAUGUUGCAGGAGACAGUGGAAGAAUACAUGAACAAGCCUGCAUUUUAAUGUUAAACUACCUGGAGAGAAAGCUGCUGCAUGCACCUCUAAAGUGCACUUCCUGAAAUUCUUCCCAAUGUGCCAGAUCCUCAGAGAAAUACCAAAAACCAAUAACUGUAGGGGUUUGUUUGUAUAAUGGUGAAGAAGAAGGUCAGCUGAUGUAGCAAAGGGUUUAACAAUUCUGUGCUUUGCAUUACUCUGUACAUGAGUUUCUCAGAGUUGUUAUUGCCCCAGUCUAGUUUCUCUUCUCGUUGCUGGACUCAUCUCUUGUUUUGUACCACGUCUUUUAGCGACGGGUUUUGUCAUCACAAGAUGCUCCUCUGACAAUACUUUGAAGAGGUAUUUUUACUAGUUCUGUUCUCUGCUGACUGUAUGACUCUACUUUUGUACAAAUGUCCAUUAUUUUGAAUGUAAUGGUUAUUCUGCUGUAAUAAUAAUUUUUUUCUAAAAGCCAAA
This is a messenger RNA of Zonotrichia leucophrys gambelii, 1114 nucleotides long. RefSeq names its product adaptor related protein complex 1 subunit sigma 3 (gene AP1S3). The transcript is spliced from 5 exons. Gene Ontology annotation, biological process: vesicle-mediated transport; intracellular protein transport. Lineage: Eukaryota; Metazoa; Chordata; Aves; Passeriformes; Passerellidae. The record is from RefSeq and is a predicted model, not a curated record. Gene Ontology annotation, molecular function: clathrin-cargo adaptor activity. Gene Ontology annotation, cellular component: membrane coat; AP-1 adaptor complex; intracellular membrane-bounded organelle. The coding region runs from base 203 to 667 and encodes 154 amino acids.